Messenger RNA from Hymenoscyphus albidus, 1189 nucleotides. The record is from the annotation of a GenBank genome assembly. Lineage: Eukaryota; Fungi; Ascomycota; Leotiomycetes; Helotiales; Helotiaceae.
CCUCCCCUUAAAUAUAGAAACCUCGGGUCGGAGUUUACGUGCAUAUAAUGUGCUUACGUGGAAGGUCUGGACCCGAAAGACUUCUUUACGGUGUUUUGCAUCGUUAUCGCCAGGAAAUGCUGUUCUCAUCCGCUUGCACUUGAUUCAGGAAUAUAUUUUCUGGUUGCUUCCGAUGGCAGACUCCGACGCUCAAGUAAGGCUGAACGAUCAGCUGUCGAGAUAUUACAAGAAACGAAUCGAGUACGACCAUGUUACUGUGUUGGCAAUAUACUGGCAAGAGUGUUCCAGUGCCGGUUAUAAGGACGAAGCUGCCAAAUUAGGGACAUUGAUGAAGACGUUCAAUUUCCACUUCGAACACUUCGAGAUUCCAAGUUAUGACAGCCAGUUUGCACUAUAUAAGAGGCUUGUGGAGUUGCUGGCGGCCAAUCGGCAAGAUAAUACUUUACUUAUCAUACAUUAUGGAGGCCAUGGAUGGGUUGAUGACAACCACGAUAAUCAAUCAGUAUGGGCAGCGUAAAUACACUUUUCUCAGAUUCAGAAUAACAAGCUGACAGAGAUGCCGUAAAGAAAGCCAUCAUACCGAUGCGAACUUGCGAUGGUCCGACCUCCAGAUAGAACUCAAACAGCAUAAAUCUGAGGUCCUCUUGGAUUUUUGCUUUGCUUCCCAAGCAGCUCGAGGUUCAAAAGGCCCGAUUCCAAAUAACGUGGAGCUUUUCGCCGCCUGUGGAAUGAGUGCAAAAACUCUGGCUCCCGGUCCAUAUUCUUUCACUUCCCUACUCAUCCAGGAAAUCUCCGAGAGUAUCGGCUCUGAUGGAUCGAUAAAAAUUUCGGAAUUACAUAAAAGUAUGGCGUCAAAACAUUCCCAAUUGAAGCAGUCAGCAGUGUACUAUCCUCUUAGCGGGCCAAAGGCGAGCAUCACCCUCCAACCUCGGGCAGGCUUCUCUGAUAGAACACCUCCUACACCCCCAGAAGCAGGGUCCGUCACGAUCCGGAUAUCACUUUCAAAGCUGGAACAGCUGAAUGAAGUCGUGGAUUUAUUGAAGCUUAACCCUCCAUCUACCAUAUCAAAUGUCAGAAUCGAACAAUUGAGACAAUCGGCGACUGCAGUGAACAAUUUUGUAAGCGGUAACAACACCAGGGGUAACACUGCAGUUAAAUUUAGCAAGCACCCUCCGUCGGCUCAGGAUGA